This is a messenger RNA of Cavia porcellus (domestic guinea pig), 1686 nucleotides long. RefSeq names its product allantoicase (gene Allc). Lineage: Eukaryota; Metazoa; Chordata; Mammalia; Rodentia; Caviidae. The transcript is spliced from 12 exons. Gene Ontology annotation, biological process: allantoin catabolic process. The record is from RefSeq and is a predicted model, not a curated record. Gene Ontology annotation, molecular function: allantoicase activity. The coding region runs from base 418 to 1650 and encodes 410 amino acids.
CCCAGUGGGCUUGUGCAGAACGAGACAUCCAAUCUUGAAUGCUGGGCUUCACUCUCCUAGAUGAGAUUGGGUGCUGUGUGAUUCUGCAAGAAUUCGCUUUCCGUUGUGGAGACAGAAGAUCCGACACCCCCAGUUUACAGGGGGAGAGGUUCUGUUUAAAUUGAGUUCAGGCCCCUGCCUCCCAUCCCUCUUCCUGAGAGCAGAUUCUCAACCUUUGUGUUAAACCCGGAGCAGUGGCCUUAUCGGAGAAUCUGUGUCUGUGAUGAAUCCUAGUUCCGUAACCUCAAGGCAGAGCUGACAUCUCAGGACCCAGAGCCUGGCCUGUGGGACAGAACACACCUCAGAGAGAGCCCCGCUGGGUCCACACAAAGCCCUUCUCACCCAGCCCCACAGAGCUGCCUCUGCCUUCCAGAGAUCAUGGCAGAUACCCCGCAGGAGGGGAAGCUGACCUGCUUCCUGGACUUCACCCAGGUGGUGGAUAUGGCGUCCGAGACCAUCGGAGGGAAGAUUUUAUUCGCAACAGAUGACUUUUAUGCUCCAGCUGAAAACCUCUUAAAGAGCGACAGCCCGACAUUUAAAGAACACGAGUACACUGAGUUUGGGAAGUGGAUGGAUGGCUGGGAGACCAGGCGGAGGAGGGUUGCGGGUCAUGACUGGUGUGUCAUCAGGUUGGGGAUCGAAGGCAUCAUCCUUUGCUUUGACGUGGACCUCGCGCACUUCGCUGGGAACCACCCACCCCGGGUGUCCAUCCAGGCUGCCUACCUGGGAGAAGGUAAAUUGCCAGAGAUACCACCACGAGGGGACAGGACGGGAACCGCAGCUAGCCUUGAAGAGUUUGCCACUAUCUCGGAGUUGCAGUCGGAGCACUGGAGUCACUUGGUGCCCAUGACCGAGCUUAAACCAGGAACCCUCACCUUCAGCCACAACUAUUUCCUGGUCAGUUCCCGGCAGAGGUGGACACACGUGCGCCUGAACAUCUUCCCAGAUGGUGGGAUCGCCCGCCUCAGGGUAUACGGUACUGGACAGAAAGACUGGGUCACAGCAUACCCCAAAGAACCUGUGGAUUUGGCUGCCAUCGUUUUUGGGGGCAUCUGUGUAGGAUUUAGCAAUGCCCACAUUGGACACCCCAAUAAUAUGAUAGGAGUUGGCAAGGCCAAGUCCGCAGUGGAUGGCUGGGAGAUCGCACGGCGGCUGGACCGGCCCCCGGUGUUAGAGACGGACGAGAAGGGCCUUCUCCUAGGCCCAGGGGGUGAGUGGGCCGUCUUCCGGUUGGCCCAUCCUGGGGUUAUAACGCAAAUCGAAAUUGACACGAAACAUUUCAAAGGGAACUCUCCGGACAGCUGCAAGGUGGACGGGUGCAUCCUGACCAUGCAGGAGGAAGAGGACGCAGCCAAGAGCCAGUGGCUGCUGCCGGCCUCCAAGUGGAAAUCGCUGCUGCCGACCACCAAGCUGUUGCCGGACCAGAGUCACCAGUUCGACAGCCUCACGCUGGAACUGCAGGACGUCAUCACGCAUGCCAGGCUCAGCAUCGCCCCGGACGGGGGCGUGAGCCGCCUACGCCUGCGCGGUUUCCCCAGCUCCAUCUGCCUGCUGCGGGUGGGGAAGAGGCCCGCCCGGCUCUUCGAAGACUGUCAGCAAGGUCAGCCUUAGUCUUGGCCCCGCAGCUAAUAAAGUGCUUGUGGCAUA